AUGGCAGAAUCAUUUGUUUUCCAUAUUGCUAACUCACUCUUAGGAAAGCUUGCUUCUUAUGCUUAUGAAGAAGCUUCUCGAGGCUAUGGUGUGUACGAUGAUCUACAACAUAUGAAAGACACUUUGUCAAUUGUCAGAGGUGUUUUGUUGGAUGCUGAGUAUAAGAAGGACCAAAAGCAUGGGGUGCGUGAAUGGAUGAGACAGAUUCAAAACAUCUGCUCUGAUGCUGAAGAUGUCUUUGAUGGAUUUGAGUUCCAACACAAAAGGAAGCAAGUUGCCCAAGCUUCUAACAGCACUCGGACGAAGGUACGCCAAUUGUUUUCUUCCUCUAAUCCAAUUGUUUUACGUCCUAUGAUGGCGCACCAAAUCAAAGAUAUUAAGGAAAGAUUAGAUAAGGUAGCAACUGAUGGGAACAAGUUUGGUCUUGCAAAUAUUGAUGUUGGUCCUCCACUUGUUUUGCAAAGGAGAGAAUCGACUCAUUCCCAUGUUGAUGCUUCUGAUGUAAUUGGGAGAGAGAACGAUAAGGAAGAAAUUAUCAAGCUUUUGAUGCAACCAUAUCCUAAGGGAAAUGGUGAUAAAAGUUUGUGUGUUAUUUCCAUAGUAGGAAUUGGAGGCUUGGGAAAGACUACACUCGCAAAGUUUGUGUUCAAUGAUAAGAGGAUGGAUGAACUUUUCAUGAUGAAGAUGUGGGUUUGUAUCUCUGAUUAUGAUGAUUUUGACUUGAGGCAAAUACUUAUUAAAAUCAUCAACACUGCUUCUGCUUCUGCUUCCACUUUGGCUUCAGUUUCAGCUCCACGGAGUGUUGCUCUUGUUGACCAAGAAAACAUCAACAACUUAGAUAUUGAGCAACUGCAAAGUCGUCUUAGACAUAAACUUUCGGGUCAGAAGUUUUUGCUUGUUCUAGAUGACAUAUGGAAUGAUGAUCGUGCAAAGUGGAUUGAGUUGAUAAACUUUGUUAAAGCUGGUGCAAGAGGAAGUCAAAUCAUAGCGACGACACGUAGCAACUCAGUUGCUUCAGUGAUAGGUACUCUUCCCUCGUAUGUUUUGAAAGGCCUUUCUCAAGAUGAUUGUUUUUCUUUGUUUCUCAAAUGGGCCUUUAAGGAAGGUGAAGUAAUUAAAUAUCCAGAUCUUGAGGAGAUUGGAAAAGAAAUCGUAAAAAAGUGUGCAGGGGUUCCACUUGCUGUUAGAACAUUAGGAAGUUCAUUGUUCUCAAAAUAUGACUUAAAUAAGUGGGUAUAUGUGAGAGAUUCUGAGUUAAGCAGCAUAGAACAGAAAAGAGGUGAUAUUUUACCUACACUAAAGUUAAGCUAUGAUCAAAUGCCAUCCUAUUUGAGGCGAUGUUUUGUUUACUUUUCUCUUUAUCCCAAAGAUUAUACAUUCUUUAGUAAUGAUAUAGUUCGGCUUUGGGUAGCUCUUGGAUUGGUACAAUCUCGAAAUGGAAGUGAACAACUAAUGGAUAUUGCAAGAGAAUAUAUAGACGAGUUAAAUUCUAGAUUAUUUUUUCAAGAUUUCAAAAGCUUAGGCUAUUUUGUCUCGUUUAAACUACAUGCCUUGAUACAUGAUCUUGCUCGGUAUGUUGCAAAUGAGGAGUGUGUAGCAGUGGACUCGCGUACUAGGAAUAUACCUCAACACAUAAGACACUUAUCCGUUGUUGAAAAUAAUUCAAUACACAAUGUUUUGUUCCCCAAGUCCGGAAGUUUGAGAACUCUAUUAUUUCCGAUCGAAGUAAAGGGCCUUGACAAGGGAACUUUGUUGGAUACAUGGAUAUCAAGAUACAAAUAUCUGCGAUAUUUAAGUUUAAAAUAUUCUUCCUUUGAGAUUCUGCCUAAUUCAUUUUCUAAGUUGAAGCAUUUGCGAUAUCUCGACCUUUGUUAUAAUAAAAAAAUCAGAAGACUUUCUCAUUCUAUUUGCAAUCUCCAUAAUUUGCAAGUCUUAAAACUCACCGGAUGCGUGGAGCUUGAAACAUUGCCUCAAUGGCUAGGGGGGUUGAUUAGCCUUCGGGAAUUGUUUAUAACAACAAAGCAAUCAAUUAUGCCACUCACAUUAUUUGCAAACUUGAACCACCUUCAACUUUUGGUUUUUUAUAAGUGUCAUAAUAUGAAGUUUCUAUUCAGCGAGACACAACAGCUCAUUUCAGUAGAAACAUUGAUUGUUGAAUUAUGUGGUAGUCUAGAGUCCUUGCCUCUCUUUAUUUUUCCAAAAUUACAAACUCUAGUAGUUUCAAAGUGUCAGAUGGUAAAUUUGUCAUUGUACAAUGAAAACCCAAUCCAAAGAUUCAUGAUGAACCAUUUAUAUAUUGCAAGACUUACCGGGCUUCUGACAAUUCCUAGUUGGAUUAAAGGUGUUGUAGAUACUUUGGAGACCUUACAAGUUUAUGAACUUCCCCAUCUUAAAACACUUCCCGAGUGUCUAACAACAAUGACUCGUCUUAAGAGACUUUGGAUUUCUCGUUGCCCUCAGUUGUCGAGUUUUCCAAGUGACUUCCAUUGCCUCACCGCCCUUGAACAUUUGUAUAUAUAUAUGAUUGUCCUGAAUUAUACCUAA
Molecule: messenger RNA, 2544 nt
Organism: Vicia faba (fava bean)
Lineage: Eukaryota; Viridiplantae; Streptophyta; Magnoliopsida; Fabales; Fabaceae
Source: the annotation of a GenBank genome assembly